Messenger RNA from Sclerotinia trifoliorum, 1829 nucleotides. NCBI's taxonomy places the organism in Eukaryota, Fungi, Ascomycota, Leotiomycetes, Helotiales, Sclerotiniaceae. The record is from the annotation of a GenBank genome assembly.
AAAUCUUUCAACAAUCUUUCAUUUAUAUCUACGUUUUUCUUUUACUUUGUGGAAUGGAAUUUGAGAAGAUUAGAAUACGAUAGUAAGGUUAAAGCUUUAUACGGUUGGUUUUUGUCUGGUUGUUUAUUUGUUUGGUUGUUUGUUGUUUGUUUGAAGAGGAUUUUAGUAUCUAAUUACUAUACGCUGGUACUUAGUAGUAUCUAGUGGGUAUUUGGAUGGAUGUAUGAAUAAAUGGAUAAAGGAACAAAGAAAGAAUUUGAAUUCGAAGUCGAAUUUUUGUUCUUUUUUUAGAAGGGGAGUGAAGCAUUGAGAAUUCUUUGUCUGGGUUUGUGACGAGGAUCGGAUUGAAUUCAAAAGGGGAUUUUUAAUUUGAGGUUAGGAUUUAAUUUUGAAACUGGAUUUUUAGAUGUUUUCGUUUGGGGUUUUGAUUUGAAUUUCGACUUAAGGGGUAGAGGUGAAAAAGAGAUAGAGAUAGAGAAGAGUUUCAUUUUUUAAGAGAUUCCGAGAUUGAGGAAUUUGAUAUAAAGGAUUCAGGUUUGGAUACUUUGGUUUUUGGGUUUUGAGAGAUUGAGGGAUUGAGGGAUUGAGGGAUUGAAUACUACCUACCUACAGAAGGGGUCUAUCUUUGGUUUGAGUGCAAUUUACACUUCUUCUACCCGGAUACAUAUCCCUCCGCCAAAAUGUCCAAGUUCAAAACAUCAACGAAAUCAAAGGCUAAACCAAAAUCCAUCAGGGAAAAGAGCAAACUUCGAUCAACUUUAAUACGAACCGUCGAUAAACAUCGUAUACAAAAACAUCCAGCACCAUCCAAAACCAAAGCCAAAAAUCCAAUCAUCAUAGAUUUAACAUCAUCACCUCCUCCACCAACAAAACAAACCACGGCAACACCUAAAAGAAUUACCUUACCAUCAUCUAGCGAAAGAUCCCCUGGUAUAAAUUCUCCGAUUACUCGCUCACUUUCUCUUUCCUUGGCUAAACCUUCUAUCAUUCCGAAUCCUCCAAAACCUACUCAACCUCCUGAAUAUUAUAUCCAACCGAUUCAUAUCCAAGAUAUUACUCCCGGAACAGUGGUUUGGCUUCCUUCAAAAGUAGAUAUUGUACAUAAUGCUUUUGUGGAUCCGAAGUUACAUACAAAUGCUUUUGAUCAUCCGGCUAUUAUUAUAAGUAUGCCUAAUCCGGCUAAUAUUUUCUCAGUGGUAGAAAUUGCUAUUGUAAGAUUAGUCCUCUUUCUUUUUUCCUCCAUAUCCAUAUCUCUUCCCUGUUUCCCAUCUCUCCUCACUCCUUACUCACGAUACCCUCUAACAUCUCUAACAAAACAACAGAUGACAACCCUCGGCUCCCGCACCCUCCACGAAACCAAAAAUCUCACCCACCGUAACCUCCUCUUCCGAGUCCGUACAUCCCAACUCCCGAGCGCGAAAGUCGAUAUUACGUUUAAAGAUGCUAAGGGUAUGAAGGGGAAAUAUAGUUUUGUUAAUUGUAGGGAGAGUUGGCGUGUGCAGAUUGGGACGUUGGGGUUUUAUGCUAGGGGGAAAGGGAGGGAGAGGGGGAAGGAGGAUUGGUUGUGUUUGACUAAGGGGAGUUUGGAAAAGUUGAGGGCGAGUAUUGGGUGUGGGAUGGGGUUGUGGGAUUAGGGUUGGGGUGGAGGGUGGAGGGAGAUGGGGAGGUGGAGUUGGAGGUGGAUAUGGUAUCUUGAUGUUGGGAAUUCGUGGUUGCAUUUUUGUAUGAGAUGUAAGAUGUGAGAUAUAUUACCUUGAUUAAACCUCUCACUCUUUUCGGCUCAUUCAUCUCAGACUCAUCUCAGACUCUAACCCGCAGGAUUCACCACU